Messenger RNA from Solea senegalensis (Senegalese sole), 2482 nucleotides. Its product is annotated as UDP-glucuronosyltransferase 2A2-like. The record is from RefSeq and is a predicted model, not a curated record. NCBI's taxonomy places the organism in Eukaryota, Metazoa, Chordata, Actinopteri, Pleuronectiformes, Soleidae. Gene Ontology annotation, molecular function: UDP-glycosyltransferase activity. The transcript is spliced from 2 exons. The coding region runs from base 81 to 1661 and encodes 526 amino acids.
GUGAAGGAGCCUGCGCACACUAACAAGAACACACAGAUCAAGCAAGAACCUAAGAAGAACCUCUUGGGUCUUUUUCAGAUAUGUUCCAAAAAGCCUUGGUGACACUUGUGGUCCUAUUCUGCUCUUCACCCUUGGUAAAUGGAGGGAAAGUCCUGGUGUUCCCUGUAGAUGGAAGUCAUUGGGUGAACAUGAAAGUCAUCAUUGAGGAACUUCACUCAAGAGGGCAUGAAAUCACAGUGCUUUGUCCAGGAGACACCUGGUAUAUCAAGCAAGAGUCCCCUUACUACAAGACCAUCGUGAUAAAUUCCUCUGCUGGUUUUGACAAGGACAAGUUUGGGAUGUUUGUAACAAGCAUGGUUAACAUGCGGCGGGAAGGCGCUUCACUUUGGACUCAUUUGUCUCUGGAGUAUGAACUAAUAAAGUCUUUCCAUCAAAUGCAUAAGACGUUGCUUAUAAUGAUGGGGGAGAUUUUUGAGAAUGCCAAACUGAUGCAGAGCCUCCAUGAUGCCAAUUAUGAUUUGCUUCUGACAGAUCCUGCAACUGGAGGAGGGACACUUCUGGCUCACCGUUUGGGCCUCCCACUUGUCUUUAAUGUGAGGUGGACUGUUCAGGGUGAGGGGCAUGAAGCAAUUGCACCAUCUCCACGCUCCUAUGUUCCAUUACCAGGGUCAGAGCUGACUGACAAGAUGAAUUUUCUCCAGCGGGUGAAGAACAUCUUCUACCAUGUAUUUACACGCUUUCAAGUUUGGUAUGUCACAGACUCAAGCUAUAUCUCUUUUGUCCAUCAUUACUUUGGCAGUGACGUACAUUACAUGGAGUUGUUCCAAGCGGCAGAUAUAUGGCUGAUGAGAAAUGAUUUUACUCUUGAGUUCCCACGUCCCACAAUGCCAAAUGUCAUUUACAUGUCAGGAUUUCAGUGUAAACCUGCCAAGCCCUUGUCCAAAGAACUACAGGACUUUGUGCAGAGCUCUGGUGAACAUGGCGUCAUUAUAAUGACAUUGGGAACCCUGGUGUCAAAACUUCCUGAGGACAUCACUGAGGACAUUGCAGCUGCUUUUGCCCAACUUCCACAGAAGGUGAUCUGGAGGCACACAGGGAAAAGACCGUCCACACUUGGCAACAACACCUUACUCGUGGACUGGCUGCCACAGAAUGACCUCCUCGGUCACCCCAAGACUAGAGCAUUUGUGGCACAUGGAGGCACCAAUGGAAUACAGGAGGCCAUUUAUCACGGUGUCCCCCUCAUUGGUCUGCCCCUCAUGUUUGACCAGUCUGACAAUUUCUUCAGGAUGAAAGUAAGAGGUGUGGCCAAAGUCCUGGACAUUGCAACUGUGAACCAAGAUAACUUCCUGGAGGCUCUCAAAGAGGUGCUGUAUGAACCAAGCUACAGGGAGAAUAUGAAAAAGCUGUCCAACCUGCAAAGGGAUCAACCCAUAAAACCACUGGACCACGCCAUAUUCUGGAUCGAGUUUGUCAUGAGGCACAAGGGAGCAUCACAUCUUAAGUCAGAGUUUUAUAAGAUGUCCACGAUCCAGUAUUACUCAAUUGAUGUGAUGGGAUUUCUACUGGCAGUUAGUUUGCUAAUGUUUACUGUUUUUAUUUCUGUGAUAAAGUUUGUGUGGCACAGAGUGUUUUCCAGAAGCAAAGCCAAAAAGGAAUGAUAAAUGUGCUGCAAGAUUUAUAAAGCACAACCAUAAUACUAGCAACCUGCUCUAUUUUGUUAUUUAGAGUCAUGACCCGAGAGUGUAACUAAAUGCAGCCACAAGCGUCGUUCUGCCUUAUCGUUAUUUGUGUCUUGUCUGACUUAGCUAGAUGAAAUAACUUGUAGGCAUAAACAUACAAAGACAAGCUAAUAAGAAAAGAUAUGUUAGAUGUGUAUCAGCUCUGUCGCUGAUCUUUAAUGUCUGAUCAUCUGCCAGUAGCCUCAUUCUAAUGAUUUGAAGGUGUGUGCCCUGUUUUCUGAUUUUUAAUGAUAUAAAAUUGUUACAAUUUGGUAAUGAUAUAUAUGAUCUGUGAAGAUGUGUUCACUUCAAAUGCACAUUGUUGUUGGCAUUAUUAUGAUUUUUUUCUGUUUAUUUGUGUUACUAAAGCAAGUAAUUAAAUACCACAACUUGCAACUAGAUGUUGACGACGUCACCAGAUGGCAAUACUUCCUCUCUCAGUUUCAGGGAAGUCUUAUGCACUCUCUUGCUAGCUUAUGUGCACACAUAAAGCAAUUUACCUCCAUUUCUGAUAUUAUAUUGGGAAAUUCUUCACUCAAAUAUUUCUUCUGAAGAGAACAAUGUAAAUCCUGCAACUUUACAGGAUUUGUCAAACAACAUUCACAUCAAUACCUUUUCAUUGACGUUGUGUGUAACCUGAUUCAUUUUGAUUAUUUCAUAUAAAACGUGCUAUUCAACCAAUGGUGUUGCAGGAAUUUAAUGUUGAUUCUGUAUCUGAGCUAUAACUGAAUUUGAAUAAAGACCAUGGUGUUUGUGCAGAA